CAUAGUGGCGCGGCGGCUUCUUCGGGCUAUCGGUUAUCGCCGCUGUUUCGACCAAAACAAAAGCUUACACAUUGGAAAUAUGGGCGACGCGACUUCUCCGGCGGAUCAGCGGAAUGUGGAGGUGAAGGCACGGAUUUCAGGCGGUGCGGAGGGCUUUGAGGCACGACUGAUCCUGGCCAGAAACCUAAGUGGCUGCCAGAAUGCGGAGCUAAUCGAGCAGCGUGACGUGUUUUUUAAAUCUCCGCUGGGCGGACGCCUCAAACUGCGCUAUCUAAAGGCUCCAAGCCGCUCCCAAUUGGUAUUCUACGAUCGUCCGGAUGUUGCGGGUCCUAAGCUCUCCACGUUUAAUUUGAUAGAGGUGGACGAACCGGAAGUCCUGGAAAAGAUUCUGACCCAAUCGAACGGAGUUCUUGGUGUCCUGGCAAAGCGGCGGCAUUUAUUUAUUCACGGACAGACACGCAUUCAUUUGGACGAGGUGCAGGAUCUGGGUCACUUCUUGGAGUUGGAGGUGUGUCUCCGGCCAGAGCAAACGCUGGAACAGGGGCAAUCCAUCGCCGAGGAGCUUUCCACGAAUUUGGGAAUCCGGAAAGAGGACCUCAUGACCGGAUCGUACUUCGAUGCCCUGAGGAAGGCCAAUCAUUAAUUUCCUUUAAAAGUAAUUCGUCAACAAUUAAAGAGAACUGUUGCUUGAUCAAGUAGUGUA
Messenger RNA from Drosophila ficusphila, 703 nucleotides. RefSeq lists its product as uncharacterized. The coding region runs from base 80 to 643 and encodes 187 amino acids. The transcript has a single exon. The record is from RefSeq and is a predicted model, not a curated record. Lineage: Eukaryota; Metazoa; Arthropoda; Insecta; Diptera; Drosophilidae.